UGUGGAGCGCGCACACACACACACACACACACUAUGGCGCUUCCGCGGCCUCUGUUGCUGGAGCUGCUGCUGUACGGCAGCUGUUUUAUUUGCGGGAUUGUCACGGCCGCCUCCGUUAGCAUCUCACAGGGCAGUUUUGAUGGGAAGUGUAUGCUGUACGGUUCAGUGCGUCUGAACUCCUCAUCCAUCGGUGUGCUUUCAUCCAGUUCUCCCUCUCUUUGUUACUUUGUGUCAGCCAUCUCGGUGUGUGUGGCCGUCUUCUGCUUUUCACUCACUCUCUACUGGAUCUACAUGGCCUGUGUUGACGGAGAGGUGAAAAGAGAGAAAUUAUGGAUGAAUAUUACUCUUGGCUUGUCUGGAGUCUUCCUCUUCUUCCUCUUGGUAACGGGAUGCAUCCUGAAAAUUGGCCGAGACACACUGUGUGACUCUGUGGUUAAAACAGUGAGCAAUAUAACCAGGUGUGAAGAAGCACAAAAUAAGCCUUGGAUAAGUCCUAUAAAUGGGAGUCAGUUCUACUCCAGACUACACAGUGCAGAGAUAGCAGUAUGGGUGAAUUUCUUCUUCUGGUUGACCAUAGCAAUCCUGGUCCUGCUCCAGCGUAACAAAGGGUCAGAAAUCCGGUCCAGCGGAGAGGACCCAUCAGUGACCCCUUCUGAAACAGAGCCCUUCUUCAACCGCCCAGGACGUUCUUAAUGAACAGAGACGCAACUAAUCUAUGUCGCUCCACACUAAAGCAGUCUACGUGCCGCUUAAAUGCACUCACUCACACAUACAUAUGCUCGCAUUGACAGUUGCACUGCUGGCUAGCAGUUGGCUAGCUGAGCCGAGAGGAUUUUGGCAGCACCAGUAUACGGUCUUGAUUUUGUUCACUAGCUUUGCCAAGGGUUAGUUGCCAUGGUUACUGAUCUGUGGCUGGCAGCACAGACCUGGCAGGUGAUAGUGUGCGGUUGCCAGAUUGGUGGUGUGACCUGAACUGAUUGAGACACAGCUUCAUGUAAAGAGAUCAACUCUGACAACGUCUUUGGUGUUUUCAUAAGUGACAAAACGAUUUCAGAAAAUAAACUUGUGGAGUUCAUAGACAAAUCUUUAAGAAAAGGCUUUAUAUUUCAGCACUUAUUGCUAAAACAUUUGAUGAGUGCAUAUAUCAGCUCAAAGGCUUUUGUAGAAUAUCAACCAUUAAAUCAAACCUAACUGACGUCAAAACGAGUUAACCACUGUACUGUAACUUUUAACUUAUCUCAAGCAAAGCUUGCUCUUUAUCAAUGUACAACAUUUUCGCCCUCUGCUGUCUGUUUAUAUGAAUUACUCCAAUAAAUCCCAUUAGACGGUGCUCGCGUGCCUAUUUUGUAGGCCAGGAAUCUCCCACAAGUGUUUUUUUCUCCCUAAUUUCACAUUUCUCCUACUCAUAGUCCUUGGCGUCCUUAACAUAGGCAAAACUACUUGAGAGUGUCUUUCCGAGAGUGUUUGGCUAUUAAUCUUAUGCCCAGUAGAGAUGUCAUUUUUUAAUGGCUUUUUCCUGCACACAGCCACGGGAGGUAGGAGUGUGUGUGUGUUUAGGAUGACAGGGACAUAAAUCCAUAAUUUGGCCUGUGAUGGUAUCCGCUUUCCACAGGCGAAGUGCCAAAUCCGAGGUGCUGUCCACAGCACUAAAGUCCUCAGAAACACAGUGUCCUUCCUCCCAUCCUGGCAACACAGUGUCCAUGUCCAGUGUCCACUAAAUGCUACAUCAUCGAAUCAUUUUUCCUCCUCUUUUUUUGCAACUUUUUGUACAUUUUCAUUUAACUUACUACUGUUGUUUUAGAACUGCUGGUUAUGAAUUACGCACUGACGUUUUUUAUUAAUAUUAAAUCUGUUGUAUUACGCACUAUUUCAGAGUCUAUGGCUGUGCGAACAUUUCAAAACAAUUAAAUUUGUCAACCUUAUGAGACCAAGUGCUUAUGGUCUCAUAAUAUGGUUUGUAUGUUAAAGGUGCAUGAAACGAAAAUGUCUUUUUCAGUUAAUUCUCAUAUUGUAUUUUCAGAAAUAUUUGUUUUUCAGAAAGAAUUUGUUACUACAGAAACACAGUAAUAAAAAUUUACUUAGAAGGGUUAUAUUGACCUAUUAAGAGUUUGCUUAUAUCUGCUGUACACUGUAAAUAUAUUUGCUAUUUUAUAAUUUUUUUUAGAUUUGAAUGUAUUUUAAAAAUGUAAUUUAUUUCUUUGAUCAAAGCUACAUUUUCAGCAUCAUUUCUCCAGUCUUCAGUGUCACAUGAUCCUUAAAGAAUCAUUCUAAUAUACUGAUUUGCUGUUCAACAAACUAUUUUUUAGAAUGAUUUCUGAAGGAUCACAAGACUGGAGUAAUCAUGCUGAAAAUGCAGCUUUUAAAUCACAGGAAUAAAUGGCAUUUUAAAAUAUAUUCAAAUAGAAAUAAGUCAUUUUAAAUAGUAAAACUAUUUCAGAAUUGACUGUGUUUGCCGUACUUUGGAUCAAAUAAAUGCAGGCUUAGUGAGCAGAAAGACUUCUUUAAAUAAACAU
Messenger RNA from Labeo rohita (rohu), 2513 nucleotides. RefSeq names its product transmembrane protein 179Ba (gene tmem179ba). The record is from RefSeq and is a predicted model, not a curated record. The transcript is spliced from 5 exons. Bases 34 to 693 code for a protein of 219 amino acids. NCBI's taxonomy places the organism in Eukaryota, Metazoa, Chordata, Actinopteri, Cypriniformes, Cyprinidae.